AUGCCCGGACCCCGGCGGACUGGUUCGGCAUCGCACCACGUCGAAGCGGCCACCGCACACCUGAAGUUUCGACUCACGAACGUCGGAUAUCUUGCCUUUGACAACUGCACUCAGGAACCGCAGAAACGGCCCUCAACCGUGGGCGUUCAUCUCGUCAAAAGCACGGACACCGGCAACCCUACCAGCAGUUCCUGCAACGAUUCAUUGUUCCGCCGUAUUCCCGCCCAACAUGAGUCGCGCAGCCAGGGCAGAGAGAUGCCAGCCUGCUACGGUGCUACCAACAGACAGGACCCUGGGCUGGGCCACGUAACGGUGCCCAUGAGCGCACCCCCCUCCCAUUUCCCUCUCGCUGUGAUCGACCCCCGGCUCGAACCCCCAAUCUCCAUCUUCGGUGAAGCCCUAUGA
This is a messenger RNA of Colletotrichum siamense, 405 nucleotides long. RefSeq lists its product as uncharacterized. The record is from RefSeq and is a predicted model, not a curated record. NCBI's taxonomy places the organism in Eukaryota, Fungi, Ascomycota, Sordariomycetes, Glomerellales, Glomerellaceae. The transcript has a single exon. Bases 1 to 405 code for a protein of 134 amino acids.